Molecule: messenger RNA, 1791 nt
Organism: Grosmannia clavigera kw1407
Lineage: Eukaryota; Fungi; Ascomycota; Sordariomycetes; Ophiostomatales; Ophiostomataceae
Exons: 2
Coding region: 1-1791 (596 amino acids)
Source: RefSeq, a predicted model, not a curated record
AUGAGCUACUACAGCAGCGACGACGACAUUGACGUCCGCGUCCGUCGUCGGCGGGACUCUUCGUCGCCUGGUCCCCGGCGCCCGCUCCGCGGCUAUUAUGCGACCGGGCCGGUAGCCAAUUUUGUGCCGGAACGCACAGUUGAGCGCACGGUGGCGGUGCGCGAGCGUUCUCGUGAGCGGCGGUCCAGUCCGCCGCCGACUGUGAUUGUCAACAACAUCACGAAUCGUUCGCACGACGAUGACGACUUUUCUGACGCGGGCACGGGCGUCCGUGGCGGGGCCAUGGUGCGGCGGCCACACUCGCGUGCCCCGUCUAGUGACUACAUGACGCGCGAGGAGUACGAGUUGGAAAAGGCGCGGCGCGAGCUGCAGGACCUCAAGAUCCGGCAAGCACGCGCGCAAGAGGAGCUCGAGCUGCACGUCCGACGCAACGAUCGAGAGGAGUGGGAGCUAGAGCGUGCACGUCGGGAGAUUGCGGCGUAUCAUGCGGAGGAGGAAGAGCGUGCGCGGCGGCUGCGCGGACAGGAAGAGAUGGAGACGGCGCGGGCUCUGCAUGAGCUGGAGGAGAUCAAGCGACGCGAAGAGCGCGAGCGGAUCGAGAAGGAGCGCGAGCGGAUCGACAAGCUGCGGGAGAAGGAUUACCACAGCCAGGCGGAGCUGGACCGGGCGAAGCGCGAGCUGGAUGAGAUCAAGAGCCGUGAGGAUCGCGAGCAGGCCUUGAAGGAGCGUGAGCGGUUGGAGAAGCUACGGGAGAAGGAGUACCGCAACCAAACAGAUCUGGAGCGAGCCAAGCGCGAGCUAGACGAGAUCAAGAGCCGCGAGGAGCGGGAGCGGGCAGAUAAGGAGCGGGAGCGGAUCGAGAAGCUGCGGGAGAAGGAAUACCGCAACCAGACGGAGAUGGAGCGGGCCAAGCGAGAGCUGGACGAGAUCAAGCGGCGUGAGGAGCACGAACGGUCAGAGAAGCUGCGGGAAAGCCAGUACCGCAACCAGACAGAGCUGGAGCGGGCGAAACGCGAGCUGGACGAGAUCAAGCGGCGCGAGGAACGCGACAUGGAGGAGAAGCGGCUGAAGAAGGAGCUGGAGCUUCGGGCGCUGGAGAAGCAGAAGCGUGAGAUGGAGGAGCAGGCAGAGCGCGAGCGGCUGGAGAACGAGACGAUUGCGCGGUACAAGGCCAGAGAGGCGGAGCGCAAGGCCAAGGAAGAGCGCGAGCGGGCAGAGAAGGAGAAGGAGUACCAGCGGCGACUGCGCGAAGAUCUGGCGCGAUCGGGACUGGACGAGAAGGAGAUCCAAGCGAUCCUGGAGAAGAAGAAAAUCAAGCGCGAGAAGGAAGAGAAGCACGAGAAACACGAGAAGCAGGAGAAAGAGAAGCACAAGGAGGUGGUCGAGGUGGAGACACGCAUCUCGACACGGCCACCGAUGCCGAUGCCGAUGCCUAUGACGAUGUCGAUGCCAAUGCAGCCACCAAUGCAGGCGCCGACAUAUACGCGGAUGGCCCGGCGGCACCUGUCGAUCGAGACGCUCAACUACUAUCACGUGGACUACGACUUCGACCAGGAUCCGAACUACAUUCUCAUCAAGCGCUGGGUGCCAGAGAACGAGCGGGAGGAUUGGUGGCAGCACACGAAGACGAUCCGGGAGAACCGCCGGGUGGUGCUGAAGAUCGAGGACGAACGCCAUCACCGCCACCAUCUGGAGCCGGAGUACGAGUGGGUGCGCAAGAAGGAGCGGCGCCACAGCCGCAGCCGUAGCAAGUCACCGGGCCUGCUGAUGUACCUGGCAGGGGCGAAAUAG